AUGGGGGCCGCCCUUCCCCGGGGGUAGGGGCGUGGGGAUCCAGGCGGUGGGGAGGGGAGAAGAAGCGACGAGGUCAGAGGAAACCGAACGCUCCUGGGGCACGAAAGGGCUUCCCGCAGUCGGGAUGAGCCCUGGGGAGGAGCUUUUCGCGAGAACGUGAGCGCGCCUCAACACGCCUCAGACCUCAUAAACCCACUUGGCAAAGACCGGGGAAGCGGCUGACGGACUGACUGCGGUGAACUCAAGAAAUUAACCUGCGCUGUAAUUAAAUGGGCUGUCGCCCUUUCAGACUCACCUCGAGCGACCGAGAUAGAAGCUCCCGAACCAGCAGUGGGGGGACCUGGCUCCACCCUCCAGUCCCAGGAGUAGAGGACAAAAAGGGGAGAUGGACUUGGAGAUGGCCCCGCCCUUCAAACGCUCCAAUCCUUGGAAACCAAGCCUCCUCUCCAAGACUCCACGUCUAGAAGGGACAAAGGCAGCAGGAGAUCCAUAAAGACCGAUGGGGAGAUAGAUAGGUGGCUUUCGAUUUCUAAAGAGGGUGCGUUGAGGGGAAAAGGUACUGUGAUUAAGUUUCCAUCCCAGAUACAGAACCACAGAAUGGUCUAG
Molecule: messenger RNA, 606 nt
Organism: Trichechus manatus latirostris (Florida manatee)
Lineage: Eukaryota; Metazoa; Chordata; Mammalia; Sirenia; Trichechidae
Source: RefSeq, a predicted model, not a curated record